Molecule: messenger RNA, 1737 nt
Organism: Penicillium vulpinum
Lineage: Eukaryota; Fungi; Ascomycota; Eurotiomycetes; Eurotiales; Aspergillaceae
Product: serine hydrolase domain-containing protein
Exons: 4
Coding region: 1-1737 (578 amino acids)
Source: RefSeq, a predicted model, not a curated record
AUGAUGUCAAUCUCUCACGUUUUGACAUUCUUGUUGCUCUUCUCUUCGGCCUUCUCUUUCACCCCAUGUCCGCUCCUCGGCCCUGCAUUCCCUCCGUUCUCCCUGGACACAAAUGACAAAACUAUUGCAGGUGCCCUGCAAAAACUCACACAGGAGUUUGAUACGCUAGUCAAAACAAACACUGGUGUUCAUGGAGAUAUCUCGGCGAAUACUACGUUUAGCAUCGCCUUGUUCUCGUCCAACGCUGGGAAUGCCGAAGACAAGCUCUUCUUCUGGGAAUAUCACUAUACAGCCCCUACAUUGAACCAGUCUUCAGUGGGAUCCCACAUUGCAGACAAAGACAGUAUUUAUCGCAUUGGUGGUCUCACUGAGGUCUUUACUGUGUGGAGUCUUCUGCUCGCGGGAGAGGGAGACCAGGUCUUAGAUGACCCUGUUACCAAGUAUCUCCCUGAGCUGGUUGACAGCAAAGAAGAACAAGAUAUGGUUGGACCUGUAAAGUGGGACGAUAUUACUGUUGGUCAACUUGCGAGUCAUAUGUCUGGAAUUGCGAGGGAUUAUUGCUCGAAGGAUGUGACUUUGCAAACAAGUUCUGUUGACGCGGGACUACCUCCACACCAGGCUAUCCACAAGCCUUGCUGUGGUGAAUCUAACUGUGAUAGCAGCGAUUUCAUUCGACACCUGGCCAACCAGACCCCCGUGGCUCCAGCUGGGGGAACUCCCAGCUAUUCCAACAUGGCAUUCCAGCUUCUUGGCUACAUAGUGGAAAAGCGCACAGGAAAACCAUUCAGCAAAGUCCUUCAACACGAUAUCUUUGACGUCCUGGGCAUGAAUGAAACUUCAAUCUUCGCUCCAAACAAAGCCACUGCAGGAAUUAUUCCUGUGAGCGAAAAAGCCAGUGGUUGGUUAGCACGUCAAGGAGGAGACAAAGCAUCAAAAUCCCUUUUCUCCAGCAUCAAGGAUCUCGCAACAGCCGGCCAAGCAAUCCUAAACUCAACCCUCCUCAGCAAACCCCAAACAAACCGCUGGUUCAAGCCAGUCUCCCACACCUCCAACCCUGCCAACUCCAUCGGAUCCCCGUGGGUUAUAUACAGCGCCGGCUCAUACCCCAACACAUCCAUGGUGGACAUCUACACAGUUCUCAGCAACGAAGGCAACGACGAGAGCCUCUAUAGCUCAUACCUCGGCCUGGUCCCUGACUUCGGCGUCGGCUUUGCUAUUCUCUCGGCCGACAACGAAACCCCGGCAGAUCUCAACGCGCACGCGGAUAUCAUCGGUGAUGUCGUGCUAGUAGCGUUAAUGAAAACGGCCAUUGAACAGGCAGCCAAGAACUUUGGCGGCGCAUACAAGGCAUCUAAUCUCAAUUCGUCUAUUGCUGUUGAAUACGACGGCUUGCCUGGUUUGUAUAUCCAGGAGUUUGUCAGUAAUGGCACCGACUUUCGCGCAACACUCGCUGGGCUCAUGGGUAUCGCGAAGCCGGCGGAUCUGAGUAUUCGAUUGUAUCCCACACAAAUGGUUGAGGAAUCUGGCUCUGGCUCUAGGCAGGCUUUCAGAGCAGUCUUUCAGGAUACGACUGAGUUGGCGGAUAAUGGAACUCCGACUUGUGUGUCGUGGAUGGAUCUUGACAAGUUCCAAUAUGGAGGCUGUGGCCUGGACGAGUUCAUCUUUUCUCUGGAUCAGAGUGGUCAGGCUGUCAGCGUCGAGAUUCCAGCUUUGCAGGUCUCGCUGAGAAGGAACUAG